Messenger RNA from Dama dama (fallow deer), 1518 nucleotides. RefSeq names its product paired box 7 (gene PAX7). The record is from RefSeq and is a predicted model, not a curated record. Gene Ontology annotation, biological process: anatomical structure development; regulation of transcription by RNA polymerase II. Bases 1 to 1518 code for a protein of 505 amino acids. Gene Ontology annotation, molecular function: DNA-binding transcription factor activity, RNA polymerase II-specific; RNA polymerase II cis-regulatory region sequence-specific DNA binding. Lineage: Eukaryota; Metazoa; Chordata; Mammalia; Artiodactyla; Cervidae. The transcript has 9 exons.
AUGGCGGCGCUUCCCGGCACGGUACCCAGGAUGGUGCGGCCGGCUCCGGGGCAGAACUACCCGCGCACGGGGUUUCCCCUGGAAGUGUCGACUCCGCUUGGCCAAGGCCGGGUCAAUCAGCUGGGUGGGGUCUUCAUCAACGGGCGACCCCUGCCAAACCACAUCCGCCACAAGAUUGUGGAGAUGGCCCACCAUGGCAUCCGGCCCUGUGUCAUCUCCCGCCAGCUGCGUGUCUCCCACGGCUGCGUCUCCAAGAUUCUCUGCCGCUACCAGGAGACCGGGUCCAUCCGGCCUGGGGCCAUCGGCGGCAGCAAGCCCAGACAGGUGGCGACUCCGGACGUGGAGAAAAAGAUCGAAGAGUACAAGAGGGAAAACCCAGGCAUGUUUAGCUGGGAGAUCCGAGACCGGCUGCUGAAGGACGGGCACUGUGACCGCAGCACCGUGCCCUCAGGUUUAGUGAGUUCGAUUAGCCGAGUGCUCAGAAUCAAGUUCGGGAAGAAGGAGGAGGAGGACGAAGCGGAUAAGAAGGAGGAGGACGGCGAGAAGAAAGCCAAGCACAGCAUCGACGGCAUCCUGGGCGACAAAGGGAACCGCCUGGACGAGGGCUCCGACGUGGAGUCAGAACCCGACCUCCCUCUGAAGCGUAAGCAGCGCCGCAGUCGGACCACGUUCACGGCCGAGCAGCUGGAGGAGCUGGAGAAGGCCUUCGAGAGGACCCACUACCCAGACAUCUACACCCGAGAGGAGCUGGCGCAGCGGACCAAGCUGACAGAGGCGCGCGUGCAGGUCUGGUUCAGCAACCGCCGUGCCCGCUGGCGUAAGCAGGCAGGAGCCAACCAGCUGGCAGCGUUCAACCACCUCCUGCCAGGUGGCUUCCCGCCCACUGGCAUGCCCACGCUGCCCCCCUACCAGCUGCCGGACUCCACCUACCCCACUACCACCAUCUCCCAAGAUGGGGGCAGCACCGUGCACCGACCCCAGCCGCUCCCGCCGUCCACCAUGCACCAGGGGGGCCUGGCCGCGGCGGCCGCAGCCGCGGACACCAGCUCUGCCUACGGAGCCCGCCACGGCUUCUCCAGCUAUUCCGACAGCUUCAUGAGCCCAGCGGCCGCCUCCAACCACAUGAACCCCGUCAGCAACGGCCUGUCGCCUCAGGUGAUGAGCAUCCUCAGCAACCCCAGCGCGGUGCCGCCGCAGCCGCAGGCCGACUUCUCCAUCUCGCCGCUGCACGGCGGCCUGGACUCCGCCACCUCCAUCUCGGCCAGCUGCAGCCAGCGGGCGGACUCCAUCAAGCCGGGAGACAGCCUGCCCACCUCCCAGUCCUACUGCCCGCCCACCUACAGCACCACCGGCUACAGCGUGGACCCCGUGGCCGGCUACCAGUACGGCCAAUACGGCCAGACUGCUGUUGAUUACCUGGCCAAAAACGUGAGCCUGUCCACACAGCGUCGCAUGAAGCUCGGGGAGCACUCGGCCGUGCUGGGACUGCUGCCUGUGGAAACCGGCCAGGCUUACUAG